Molecule: messenger RNA, 306 nt
Organism: Metschnikowia bicuspidata var. bicuspidata NRRL YB-4993
Lineage: Eukaryota; Fungi; Ascomycota; Pichiomycetes; Serinales; Metschnikowiaceae
Exons: 2
Coding region: 89-244 (51 amino acids)
Source: RefSeq, a predicted model, not a curated record
CAUCCCAGAUAAAAAUGCAUAGCAAAUAAGGGCCGUUUCGUGGCUCAGUUCAGUAGUGUCAGGAUUGCCAGUACGAUCAGUGUUGAGAAUGGUCAGGUCGGUGAUGGUAUCGUCAGGAUUGGCAGUAUUGCCAGGAAUUUUCGUAUCGUCAGCAUUGUCGGUAUGGUCAGUAUUGUCGGUAUGGUCAGUAUUGUCAGUAUUGCCAGUAAUGUUAGGUCAGUAUUAUCAUUAUUGUGAGUAUUAGUAUUGUAAUAUCGUCAGUUUUGCCCGUACUGUCAAUAUUAUGAUAUUGUCAGUAAUGUCAGU